This is a messenger RNA of Suricata suricatta (meerkat), 2200 nucleotides long. It is a transcript of the gene TMEM187, whose product is annotated as transmembrane protein 187. Gene Ontology annotation, cellular component: transport vesicle. Lineage: Eukaryota; Metazoa; Chordata; Mammalia; Carnivora; Herpestidae. The record is from RefSeq and is a predicted model, not a curated record. The transcript is spliced from 3 exons. The coding region runs from base 441 to 1241 and encodes 266 amino acids.
CGCGCGGGCGGGCGCGUGAGAGCUCCGUGUCGCCCCGCGUCACCUCGCGUCACCCCGCUCCGCCUGCUUCCCAGAGCCCGGCGCCCCGCCCCACGCGCAGGCGCAGUGCCGCUUUUCGGGUCCGCCCUUUCCCGAGAUUUGAAUUUUCCCCAGCAAUGAUAGGCAAAUACCCGGAUGGUGAUCGCUAGCCUUUUCGCGCCAAUACUCUUGCACAAGGGCUCAAGUGGACUCUGCCCAGGAGCCAGAGAGAGGAGUCACUGUCGACGCCCUUCCUGGACCUCCUCUUUUCAGGCUGGCGAAGAAAAAGGCUGAGGGCCCUUCCACGUCUGCCCUGCCACUGGCAGGACCGCUGCGGGCUCAGCUGGGAGACGAGGAACGCUGCUUUGCGAAGCCGUGUGUGUGAAUUCUGAACUCGCAGCGAGUCACGCCUGCGGUUCCGCAUGCAGCCCGAGUGCACGCAGGCGCUGUGCCACGUGGCUGUGGCCAGCUGCUUCUGCGUGGCCGUCGUCUGCACAGGGGUUUUCGAUGGAGUCUUCGUUCAGGUGGGCUACGAGCACUAUGCUGAAGCCCCGGUGGCCAGCCUCCCCGUCUUCCUCGCCAUGCCCUUCAACUCGCUCAUCAACUCGGCCUACGUGCUCCUGGGCGUGUACUGGCUGCGGAGCCCGCCCGGCGGCCCUGGGCGCCCCGCCGACGCCCGGGGGGCUCGCUACCUGAAGGACGUGUUUGCCGCCAUGGCCCUGGUCUACGGCCCGGUGCAGUGGCUGCGGGUCGCCACGCAGAUGCACGCCGCCGCUGUGCUCGACCAGUGGCUCACCUUGCCCAUCUUCGCGUGGCCCAUAGCCUGGUGCCUGUCCCUGGACAGGGGUUGGCAGCCCUGCCUCUUCCUGGCCAUCGAGUGCCUCUCCCUGAGCAGUUAUGGCCUGGCCUGGCUGCACCCCAACGGCUUCGAGGUCGCACUGGGCGCGCACAUCGCGGCGGUUGUGGGCCAGACCCUGCACGCCCACCGGCGCCACGGCGGCCCCUCGUCGGGAAGGUACCUGGCCCUGGGCAUGCUCUCCUGCUCGGGCUUCGUGGUCCUCAAGCUGUGGGACCACCAGCUCGCGCAGUGGCGUCUCUUCCAGCGGCUCACCGGCCACUUCUGGUCCAAAGUGUGCGAUGUGCUGCAGUUCCACUGUGCCUUCUUGUUUCUGACUGAUUUGCACGUCCGCCCAACGCUUCCUCCUGACCGGAAGACACGUUAACUUGCAGAAAGAAGCUGCUUCCGGCCCCUGGUGGCCACAGCGUCGCCAGUGGGAAACCUCCCGGGUGUGAUAAGAAAUGAGGGCUACGCAGAGGGCCGUCCCUUCCUUCAAAGCCACGGGCUUCAGUAUUUAGGGGUGAAGUGUUAUGCUGUGUACAACUCACUUUCAAAGCGAUAAAGCAAAUAUCCAAGUGCAGGGGAAGCAGGGAUUCACUGUACUAUUCUUGUAAUUUCACUGUACUUUCAAAUCCUUUCAAAAUCAAAUGGUGGCAGAAAGAGCCAGAGAAGUCUGUCAGGCUCACGGUGGCAGGAAAACAUUUGUCUGCAGUAGCUUCCCGAUUCAGGUGACAUUCGUGGGCUGCUGACAGGGAGACUGAGUCACAUCAAAUACAUGCCGAGCGGAGCGAUGGGGAAAUCAAGAGGUCACCGCUGCGCUGUGACAUCAGUGACAGCUGUGCUGACAGCAGGUCACGUGGAAGGAGCCACGUCACCUCAGACCCUUUGCGGAGCGAGGCAGAGUGUGUCCAGAUGAAGAAACACAGAUGUCAAAAGUUGAAUUCUCAACGCAAGUUGCGCUCAGAGCCAGGUUGUGGCUCUGAUGGCCUCCGCAGCAACGGUUACUGAAGUGUCAGGAGUCUGUUUCCAUGGAGAGACCCAGAGCACGGCAUGAACUGCAGUCUCCUGAUGGCACGUCAGGCAGGGCCCUGGAGUGGGCAUCUGGAAAGCUCCCCUCCAUGCAUCUCAUGCAAAUGGCAGUCUCCGAAGCAGUGAGCCCGGGGCUGACACUGGAAUUAACUCCCUCUUCAGCUCCUUGAAGGCUGUGCCGUCUGGCAGGCGUCUGGCCAGUAAAGACAAGGGUGAAGGCGGAGUUGAAAAGGAUACUGGGGGCCCCCAGGGGGCUCAGUCAAUUAAGUGUCCGGCUUCGGCUCAGGUCAUGAUCUCGCGAUUUGUGGGAUCGAG